AUGAAAGCUCUCGUCUCGAAAUCUCAUCUCCUGUCUAGGAUUGCCUCCUUGGCUCUUGGUCGACAAGUCGGCUUCUCGGGUGCCGCCUACCAAGAUGUCCCCAAACCCAUCAUUUCGCCUGAUGAGAUCCUUGUCAAGGUUCGCGCCGUGGCGUUGAAUCCGACAGACUUCAAGCAUAUCGACGCUAUUGCGUGGCCGGGAACCAUCAUUGGGUGCGAUUUUGCCGGCGAGGUCGUCGAAGUUGGUGCCAAUGCCACAGGAUCAUGGUCUGUGGGUGAUCGGGUUGCCGGCGCCGUCCACGGAGGACUGUACCCUGACCGUGGCUCAUUCGCCGAAUAUUUGAAGACGGAUGCGGAUCUGGCCUGGAAGAUCCCAGAGGGUGUAAGUGAUGCGGAAGCUACGACGUUCGGUAUUUCGGCCUGCACGGCUAUGCACGCAAUCAAUGCCCGCCUUGGUCUCCCAUGGGCGGACGAGGCCCCCAAACACAACAACCCCGCCGGAGAGGCCGUAAAGCCCACCAUCUUCGUCUAUGCCGGGGCUACGGCCGCCGGUCUCUUCACUAUUCAGGUCGCCAAGGCAGCUGGCUGUACCGUUGUGACAACAGCCUCACCAAAGUCGGCAGGUUUGGUCAAAAGCUAUGGUGCCGACGCCGUCUUCGACUACAAUGAGCCUCUUGUUGGCGAUACCAUCGCAAAGCAGUACCGAGGCAUCACAAUGGGGGUAGACUGCUUUUCCGAAGGGAAGUCAUUCGCUAUAUGUGACGCCGUUCUGGGCAGCAGUGGCGGUACACUCAUCACGCUACUACCGCCGCCAAAACCCAAGAAUACUGCUAUCAAACACGAGCUGAUUAUGUCGUAUACGCUAUUCGGACGGCCAUUCCACUUCCUGGCACCGAUCGGCCCCAAGUUUCCAGCCAUGCCAAACGACCGUGCAGCCCUGGCACGAUUCUACGCCAAGCUACCUGAACUUCUCAAUGAGGGUACGCUGAAGCCGUUACCGACGUCUGUGCGUAAGAAUGGAUGGGAUGGGAUUUUGGAGGGUUUGGAUGACUUGCGAGGCGGAAAGAAUCGCGGGAAGAAAUUAGUUGUUGAGUUAUGA
This is a messenger RNA of Clonostachys solani, 1098 nucleotides long. NCBI's taxonomy places the organism in Eukaryota, Fungi, Ascomycota, Sordariomycetes, Hypocreales, Bionectriaceae. The record is from the annotation of a GenBank genome assembly.